Messenger RNA from Exophiala viscosa, 1765 nucleotides. Its product is annotated as tubulin binding cofactor C-domain-containing protein. The record is from RefSeq and is a predicted model, not a curated record. Gene Ontology annotation, molecular function: tubulin binding. Gene Ontology annotation, biological process: post-chaperonin tubulin folding pathway; tubulin complex assembly. NCBI's taxonomy places the organism in Eukaryota, Fungi, Ascomycota, Eurotiomycetes, Chaetothyriales, Herpotrichiellaceae. The transcript is spliced from 4 exons. Gene Ontology annotation, cellular component: cytoplasm. Bases 158 to 1369 code for a protein of 403 amino acids.
CUUUCGUCAUCCCAAUCGCACGGUUACAACACAAAUAGUGAUGCCGAUCAAACGUUUGCCCAAUUUCUCAUAAAAACUGCGGUUCUCAUUCUUUCAACCCUGUCUAUCCAAGACACAGUCGCAAUCUUGCCUUAGCUUUUGGGUAUACUGUUCCAACAUGGCGACGUCAGGACAGCCUUCUGGGGUUGAACUCAACCCUCAGCAGCGGUUCUUCCAUUUCUUCCAGCAAGAGAUCACAGCCCUCCAAGAGCAAAUGGAUCGCCUUUCAGAAACUGCGGUAACGGGCGGCGAACGAAACGACGCCGCAGACCACUGUCUUGCGGGCAUCACGCGACUCUCCAACGAAGUCAAAGACGCCUCAAGUUACAUUCCGCCUUAUGAUCAAAGAACAUACGCUGAGGCAAUAAAGGCUUUGCAGGAGAAACUCGACGACACGCGCAAGAUCUUCGCGCCGAAGCCCAAGUUCUCCUUCAAGUCCGCGCACAAGAGUCCCUCCUCGCUCUCUCUGAGCGAUGCCGCAGAACUAGCCGCAGAGAAGAGACGAGGUGCCCCAGGUAUCCUCGAUCCAGGCUCCGAGACGAACUCUUCCUUCGCGAAUACUCCGGCAUUCAGCAUGACCCCUGCCAACGAGCGGGCUCUACCAGACGGCGAGGAAGAAGAAGGCACCCAGCAAGAUCAGACGUCGAACGACCAGCCUACAAAUACCGACUCAUCACCUUCAGACAAAGACAAUGAUCGACCACCACUGUACACAACACAAACCUCCAUCUCCGUCACCAACCAGACGCACGCACACAUCAUCCUGCCCUCAUCAUCACUCAAUACCCAAACCCCCUGCUCUCUACAGAAACUGUCAAACUGCGUCCUGGACCUAUCUAUUCCGACGACCGCAACCGCACCCUUCGCCAGCCUGACCAUCAACAACGUCUCAUCAUCCCUUCUCAUCUGCGGCUCAGUGUCUGGCCCUGCACACAUCACAAAAGUCAAGAACAGCAUCCUAGUCGUCAAAGGCCGCCAAUUCCGCAUGCACGACUGCAAGAACGUCGACGUCUAUCUCCAUUGCACAAGCAGGCCCAUUAUCGAGAACUGUCACGGCAUUCGGUUCACCACGCUGCCGAAGUUCCAUUCCGACCUGAUCAGCUCUUCUCAGACCGCGCCCGACGCGACGCCCAAUCAGUGGGACCAAGUGGACGACUUCAAAUGGUUAAAAGCUGAGCCCAGUCCCAAUUGGUCGGCCAUGCCAACCGAGGACAACAUUCCGGACGAUACAUGGCGGGAGAUCGUACCUGGAGGUCCAGGCUGGCACCUCAAUGAUAUACUGAAAGCGGUGAAACUGCCGGUCGAAGGUGGUGGUGCUGACGGCCAUUGAACUAGAAAGAGAGGUUGAGAUGCUAGUGUCCAUCCAGAUGUUAAUCAACCAUGAUGAGGACGGCUGGAACCAGGUUAUGAAGCAAUGCGACCGGUGUGGCUAUGCGCUACCAGAAAAGUUCGGCGAGUAUCAUGAUGGCACUUGCUGCUGUGACACCAGUGCUCCGGUCGCCGGACAAGACUUGCCUCAAGGAGGUCAGCCUACACAGAUACAUUUGCAACGCGGAUGAAAAGCAGGGUGCUUUUAGAGAUUGUUGAGUGUUGAGAGCCGAAGCGAUAGAAACGAGCAACGACGAACGAAAUCAAAAGGAACCCUGCCAUUUGCUACUGGUCUGCUACUGGUCUGCCACUGGAAAGGAAAAGGUAUCUACGGCGUUGGGCAAGGUCCGGAAAAGAC